GUGCCAUGGCGUCCGGAGAGGAGGACGGAGCGCUCGAGGAAAAGGAAACGAACAACAAAAAGCGGACGAAGAGCAUUAUUGCCACAGCAUGGCUCAUGUUCUACAAUAUCGCCAUGACGGCCGGGUGGCUGGUGCUGGCUGUUGCAAUGACUCGCUACUAUUUCCAGAAAGGCACACAUAAGGGCUUGUACAGAAGUAUAGCACGGACACUUAAGUUUUUCCAGACCUUUGCUCUUCUGGAGGUUGGGCACUGUGCAAUUGGAAUUGUUCGGACAUCUGUGAUUGUGACUGGGGUCCAAGUAAGCUCUCGAAUAUUCAUGGUUUGGUUCAUCACGCAUAGUAUCAGACAGGUCCAGAAUCAAGAGAGUGUGAUCUUGUUUUUGGUGGUGUGGACAGUCACUGAGAUCACACGUUACUCCUUCUACACUUUCAGUUUGCUUAAGCAUCUGCCUUACUUCAUCAAAUGGGCCAGAUAUAAUAUGUUCAUUGUGAUGUAUCCCUUGGGCGUGAUUGGUGAACUGAUGACCAUAUAUGCUGCUCUGCCAUAUGUUCGGAAAGCGGGCAUGUACUCUUUAAGACUCCCAAACAAAUACAACGUCUCCUUCGACUAUUAUUACUUCCUCAUCAUUGUAAUGCUCUCCUACAUCCCAUUGUUUCCCCAGUUGUAUUUCCACAUGCUGCGUCAGAGGAGAAAGGUGCUUCAUGGGGAGGUUAUAGUAGAGAAGGAUGAGUAGAAAAACACCGUACCGUACCGACCACCACAGCAAUCGGUUAAUGCUCAGACCUCUAUACAGUGGAGAAGAGUAGGUAAUAUCAGACAGGAUGAUCAGCAACCCCACAUACAAAUUGCAACACAUUGGAAAUGCUCCAGUUCCCAAUCUCUAUUAUGACCACUCUUCUGUUAUUGAGAACUGGCUGCUCUUCACUUGGAUGGAAAUGCUCCCAGUAUUCCUGAACACCUCCAAAUUACGAUCAGUUAAAAGCAGUACAACUUUCGGGUGUGUUUCACGUGAUUCAUCACAAGAAGGACUGCCUCUGGAAUAAACUUCAUCUAUUUCGGAUGACAUCUUUUGUUCCCUCACAUCCUCUUCUGUAGUUUCUAGUGUUCUGCUCACCUGUAAUGGAUUGAAUCUCAUUCUGGAUUAAAUCUCUAGUUUGGAAUAAUCUCACCUUUCACUGGACUCAACCUCAUCUGUAUUUGGAAUGUAGCCAAGAGUGAAGAAAUGGCGACGAAAGGGUGAAAUGGUCAUUUGCUGAUUACUAUGAAUGCCAUUUGAAAGUUUUGAACUGGUGCGUUUACUCAAGAAACACCGGUAACAUUAGUGCGGGAAAGGUUUUUUAUUGUUUUUUUUUUUUUUUUAAAGAUUUUUAUGGGUCUCACCGUUUUAGAGAUUGAUUUUACAGCAUUUCAACUGUGAGACACAUUUGUACAUUUAGCAAACAAAAAAAACAGGGUUUGAGUCGGUUUUCUCAAACCUGGUGUGUUAUGUAAGGAAUAAAACACGAUGGAGUAUGGAUUACAGGAACAUAAUGAAUGACGAGGUUGCGUAACACCAUCACCACCACAUUUUCCAGUAAAAGCACAGCCCAGGGUGUUUUAUUUCUCUCAUACAACAGCAAUUUGUCAAUGAUUACAUUUUUGUAAGGAAUUCAAACACAUUCAGAAUAUCUUUAAAGUUAAUGUUGUAGAAAGUCCACGAAUCAAGUUUUUUUUUUUUUUUUUUCCUGUUAUCACUUGCGUUACAGCAGCCACAAACAGCCAUCCCCUCACCAGCCUUUCCAUUUUCUUAUUCUUUAAUUGAAUUACAAAACAAAAUCAGCUUGCCAUUACUGAGAACCAGAAAGUUCAAUGUUACAACGUGCUGACACUAGAGAUUACUUUCAGAAAUGUUAAAUAAACAUCUCCAUACAGAAGGUUUCACCAUAUCAAUGAUUAUGAUCAUUUUUCUUUGUUAAAUAACAUGGUGUUUUUUUUGUUUGUUUGUUUGUUUUUUAACCCUUUAUCAGUUUAUUAGUCUUAGAUUAUGUGGAGCAUCUGUCAUACAAAUCCCUGUGAAUGAGCCGUUAUUAUAAAACAUAACCAUAUUACAACGAGCGCAUUAAUAUAAUCCUGUGCUGUUAGAGAAAGUAACUACACUUUCUGACCAAUCAGAUUUGAGAAUUUCGCCAGGCUAUGGUAUAAAUUUCAAAAUAUUUUAUUAUCGGAAUCUUCUAUGUCAGCAAAAUUUUGUCCAGUUUCAGAUGCUUUUGUUUCAAAUGUAUUUACAUGAGCCUGGUGUCAGGGUAAAGGGGGAAAAUGUCGCAGAUGUUUUUUUUUUAAUACUUUGACUGCACUACGACUCUGUGUUUCUUAAAUGUUUACAUCAAUAACUGGGGUUUCAAAAUUGGUGAGAAUUGUUCAGAGAUAAACCGAAAUGGAACAGCUAACCGACAGAUCAGCAUGAUCUCACUUUUGCAAAUUUAUACACUCACAGUUUCAGACUCUUAAGGAAUUGAGGCAAUAAAUCUGUUCUGAGCCCUGAUUAGCUCUGUCAGUCUUCAUAGCAUGGUGUCAUGGUGUUGUGUUUUGGUUCAUUCCAUGUCACCUUGUGUUGACAUCCAUCACAGAUCUUGUAACCACUAAAUCAGAAGAUACACAGUGACACAUAUACACGUUUCUGUGGUUAUGUUUAUUGAAUGGAACGAAAAUUGUAAAUGUGCAACAGCCCGUGCCGGCCAUUUUGUUUUCAGAUUUUCUUGAAAUUUCAGUGUUCUAAAUGAUUCGCUUGUGUCCAAAGUUGUUUUAGUCAUGACCGACAACUCAGCAAGACAAAAUCAGAAUCUCACAACAAGCUCUGAACCGCACAGUAUCUAAAUAACAUGUAGCACGAUUACUGCCAUAAAAUCACUCAGUCAACAAACCUGAUAUUCAUAACUGUCAUUUACAUUAGGCUUAGAAGACAAAUUUGAGAUAUGCCAUUGCAUACCAGUGUUAUUUCUCCAUAUAACCUUACUCAUGCCAUAGAGUUCAUCUAAUACCCCACAACCAACAAUAACGCCAACAACCGAGUGUUAUCACAAGACCGCACCGUUGUAUGAUUUGAUAUACGAGACCACCCGGGUUCAUGGCUAACAUGGUCUUAAAUUUAUUUUAUGAAAUUACUUUGAGUGAAAUAUUAGAUUUUGGUUUUCAUCAGUGCACAACUUACUGUUCUACUGUAAUCCAGUUUCACUCUGAUUCUGACUGAAAUGGCUCCAAGAACUGUGAUGAUUAGGUCUGGAGUUGAAACCUCAUAAAAGAAAUAGCAUGAAAAAGAUGGCAUGGAAUGUUUGUUUUUUUGUUUUUUGUUUUUUUCUUUUUCAUUUUGUUUUUGUCUUCUUUCUUUUUCUUUUUUUUUUAAGAAACAACUUUGUUGAGUAGGGUCUCUCUCUAAGGUGCUACUAUUACAUUAUUUCAUUCUUCUGUGCAGCUGAGGAGAAAACGGACAGGAGUCCAAGGCAAAGAAUACGAAACAAAGUGGAAUGACGAUUGAAAAAUGUGAAUACUUAAGAAAAUGUUCAUUUAAAUAAGUGCACUACAAGUUUUUAAGUGUAUAGAAUAACCAUCAUGAUAAUCAACUGGAAUAGGUUAAUAAGGAAGAAACAAUAAAAAUGACUAUGACAAUGCA
Ictalurus furcatus (blue catfish) is the source of this 3647-nucleotide messenger RNA. RefSeq names its product 3-hydroxyacyl-CoA dehydratase 1 (gene hacd1). The transcript is spliced from 7 exons. NCBI's taxonomy places the organism in Eukaryota, Metazoa, Chordata, Actinopteri, Siluriformes, Ictaluridae. Gene Ontology annotation, cellular component: endoplasmic reticulum membrane. Gene Ontology annotation, biological process: fatty acid elongation; sphingolipid biosynthetic process; very long-chain fatty acid biosynthetic process. The record is from RefSeq and is a predicted model, not a curated record. Gene Ontology annotation, molecular function: 3-hydroxyacyl-CoA dehydratase activity. Bases 6 to 734 code for a protein of 242 amino acids.